Molecule: messenger RNA, 8576 nt
Organism: Cuscuta epithymum
Lineage: Eukaryota; Viridiplantae; Streptophyta; Magnoliopsida; Solanales; Convolvulaceae
Source: the annotation of a GenBank genome assembly
CAGGAAUUCAACACUUAAUGACUGAAGUUGUGAAGAAACCAUCAUUGACGAGAAAGUCCGCAACUAGUUCCUUAAUAGCAUAUGCAAUGAGAGGAACUUCAUCAAGAUUUCAUUCAAAGGCUGGGCAAGUAUUGCGCCUUCUUAUUGGCAACUCCCUAUAUAGCAUAGACAGUCAUUUCGAUGGAGGUGAGCUUUUCUUUUGGUUUGUUAUUAAACAAAAUUUGUUUCUCAUCAUACUAUGCAUUCUCUGUGGUCUGCAUUAGGAGCCUGUUUUGCGGAAUGUGCAACUCAAAUAGGUGCAUAUAGUUGCAGUUUACAUACUUGCAUCAUGCAAUCAUUUGCGCUUGAAAUGAAAUGAACUGCAAAAGAUCCCACUUUGUUCAAGCUGUAUAAUCAGUUCUGCAUGAUCUGCCAUAUAGGUUGAGUUGAUUAUCAGCAUGACCUAUUCAAAAUCAGCAUUGUAAUGUUUAAUAGGCUUGAUAUCCAUGGAUUUAGAAGUGGGUUCAGACUCUAGAUAUGCUUUCUUCGGUGAAACAGUGGUGAAACUCAAUUUCCCGUGACAGUUUAAGGGACAUUAAGCUUCUCUUUCUUUUACUUGAUUAUUACUUGGUUAAUCUUAUUCCAAAAUAAACCACGAAAAUUAUAUUCAGGGCAGGGUAUGAAAUUGCAUAUUGCUUAGUCAUGUUUUACUAAAAAAAUGCAUAUUUCGUAAGCCUUAUAACGCAAUGAGGCGUAAAUUAUAUAUAUGUAUAGUUGUAUACACACAUAUAUUAAGCUCACAACAUAAAUAAUACAUUAAAAGUUAUGUAAUCAUUCAAAAACGUGAAAGUCAAAACAUAACUUUAUUUUGGAAGGAUAUCCUACAAUACAUUAAUGGGACAUGCUUCUUUUUUAUUUGACUCCUCUUCCUUGUCCACUCAAAACAAAAACAUAAAAGGAAAAAAAAAAAUACAGGACUUAGGGAAGUACAUAGCUUCCUUCAAACUAGAUACACAUAAAUUAGAGCGAGGUUGGGAAGGAAGGUGAAGGGAACUUGAUGACAUUGCGAUUGGUCACUAUCACAUAUCCAGAACUGCAUUCACUCCGUUCUCAUCUUUUCAGCACAUUACUCCCAUAUCACCUAAUAUCUGUCACACACAUGCACACACACACACACUGACACACACACACAAACAAAAUAAAAAAUAAAACAACUUAUUCAUCAAAGUCAUCAAACGUCAUAUUAAAACAAUUUAUAAUGAAGCCAUAAUCCUAGCAAAGUAAUAUGGAGUAUGUUCAAAGUUCAAACAUGGCAAAAAUUUGUAAACCGUUAACAUCAAAUUAAAAUUCCUAACAUGCUAAAAUUUUAUCUUUUUAGACUAAUGCUCGAAAAACAGAAUGAUUAGUAUCUAGUUUGCUGAGAGGGCACAAAUAAUACGGUAAUACCCUUACACAUUGACCUUCUAUUGUGUUCAAUAUUGCUUAUUCCUCACUGCAAUAUUGCACACGCCUUGUUGCGUGUGCAAUAUUGCUUAUGCCUCACUGCAAUAUUGCGCAAGUGCCAGGGGGCGUAGCUGACCUAGUGGGAAGAGGGUGCCACCUGCCACAAGGGAGAGGUCCCGUGUUCAACUCCAAGUAAAGACUUGGACUGGAACCUCAUUCUCUUGAGGUUUCUUGCAUGGAUAGAUAGCAAACAUCUCUAUUUUGGUUUGAGUUACUCCCAAAAGUUCAAACUAUGUUCUUAUAUGGUUCUAGAUAUUUUUAGUGGUUCAAUUUCGCUGCUUUUGUAUGCAUAGGCUGCUAUUAACCACCGAUGCAAACUUUUAACUGAUGAGGAGAUAACGUAAAUUAGGAUAGACUAAAAGAGGAUGUAAUUACAUUUGGCCAUUUUCUGUUUGGUUAGGCUUGCAGUCAAGAAGUUUCCAUGCAUGUUAGUUUUAUAUCUACAUCUGGAUUUUCUUUAUUACAUACUCUACAUUAUUUGUGCAGGUCCAGAAACUGUUCUUGAGGUUGUUGUUGGUGUUUUUCAGAGGCUAUGUGAGAAAAUGAACUCUAGUGAACUAAAGUUGAUGUGGGAUUGCUUAUUGAAGGGGAUAACCAACAAUGUUACUAGUGGUCAUCCUGUGCAUCUUUGUCGGCUUUUAUCCCUGCUUAUUUCUACUGUUCAAAAGAAAUUUGUGGGAAAAUUAUCUGAUUAUCAACAAAUUCUAGAAGUAAUCAGUUUGCUUGUACAGACCUACUAUGUGCCAUCUUCCACCCUGCACCCAAUGGAUCUGGCAACAGAGUUUUUUGACAAAAUUUUGUCAUUGAUGCUUUGUGUUGUUGAUGCUCUUCACAAAUCGAAUAACAUCUCAGAUCUGACCUGUGCCUCUUUGCAGUGGGCUCCUGUGUUUAGUUUGAGGAAUAAAAGCCUGCCUACAUUUCUGAAAGAAUUUCUAUCAAAGGACCCUGAUAUUCUCCAAUGUUUUCAAGCCAACAUUAUGAGUGCAUUAACUGAGUUACUAGAGAUUUCAGAGGAUGAGUUCAUAUAUUUGCUGUACAUUUUUUGUGAGAGAAUACCAGUACAUUGGAAGAGCUUCUUUGAUGGAAUACCUAAAGAGGAAGUCUCAAAAAUUCGUAGUUUCUUUGGAAAAGCUAUGGUAUUUUGGGUUCAGCACAUCAAAGAUAUGAAAGAGAAGGGGUUUCCUUCUGAACUUCAAGAGAAUAGUGUUGGACUUCUGUGGGGAAUCAUUGGUUGCUAUCCAUACAUGAAUGAUGGCAGAGCAAAUCCUUCCCUUCUUGUGGACUUGAUGUUUGCUAUAGAUGAUCUUCUAACUGUGAAAUCAGAUGUAUGUAGAAAUACAUGGCAAUGCUUGAUUGGUGCCACUUUGGGCUCUUUACUUAAAUUAGCAGACAUGCAAAGCGCUGCUCUUCUGGAGCCUGAAAUAAGUAAAUUCUUAGACCUGGCAAGAAGGCACAAUAGGUGUUCUCAGAUAUUGUCGGGAGUCGCUGAUAUUUUGGAUUCUAUUUAUGGAAAACAAGCCGAUACUCCUAUUGAGCAGUAUCAUCCAGAGCUUGUGGCAACUAAAGUAGCGAGUGCUCUGGAUAUAUUUUCUGAGAAUUUAUGCCACUGUAACAAGGAAGUCCGCCUUUCUACUCUAAGAAUCUUGAACCACUAUGAGCCUUUGUGUGAUGGAUAUUCCGCAAAUGAACAUGCUGAUAAUAAAAGGAGAAGUGAUGAUCAUCAAACCUGUGCUGCCGAUGAUCGCGGCAAUAAUGUUGUUCAGCUCCUUUUGUCAAUUGAAGAAUUGCCUCUAUCAAAUGCCACCAGCAGAAAAGUUGUACUACUUGUAUCUAAAAUACAGACAACUCUAUCAUCUGCAAGGGUACAUGAACAUUAUAUACCCACGGCUUUGUUUGGUGUAAUAGGGAUCAUCCACAACAAAUUCAAUGACUUACGAAGUCCAGCUUUGGAUUGCAUUUCUGUCUUACUUGGAAAGUACUUUGAGAUUCUUUGGGAUCGAUAUGUGAAGUACCUUGAUUUCUGCAUCUCUACUGCUUUGGGUCCUGAUGAUCAAACUUGUAAGGGAGGUAUUGAAUCCUGUGGUGAUGAUGAUGGUUUGGCUAGGCAGUUCUACUCUUACUGCUCUUCAUCGUCAUAUAGUACUUCAUCUGCAGAAGUUAUUUCAUUAUUAAUUCAAUCUUUACAAAGAGUUCCAUCUGUAGCUGAAUCUCGUUCUAGGCAAAUAAUACCUUUGUUCUUGAAAUUCAUUGGAUAUAAUGUUGAAGAACUUCUGAGCGUCGAAUCAUAUAACACACUGAAUUUGAAAGGGGAAGAGUGGAAGAAUGUCCUUAAAGAAUGGCUUAACUUAUUCAGGCUAAUGAGAAAUCCCAAGGCAUUUUACCACAAUCAGUUUCUCAAGGAUGUCUUACAAUACAGGCUUCUUGACGAGAGCGAUGCUGAGUUGCAGAUGAAAGUUCUUGAGUGCUUGAUGAAUUGGAAAGACACUUUUAUGCUCCCUUAUGAGCAGCAUCUAAAAAAUGUGAUCAGUGUAAAGAAUUUGAGAGAGGAGAUCACUACUUGGAGUUUGUCUAGGGAUUCACAUUUCAUCGAUGAACAGCAUAGAGGUUUCCUUGUGCCUAUUGUCAUCCGCAUACUUGCUCCAAAAGUGAGAAACUUAAAAACUCUUGCGUCUCGGAAGCAUGCAAGUGUAAACCUAAGGAAGGCAAUUCUUGGGUUUUUAGCUCAGCUUGACGUGGAGGAGUUGCCACUUUUCUUUUCCCUGUUAGUAAAGUCUCUUGUAGGAAAAGAGGCAGGGUUUGCUGGAAACAUUGAAUCUCUUUGGAAUGCACCCCAAUCCUUAAAUGAUGAAUAUAGCUCAUUUGGCGUCUUUAAGCAUUUUGUCUCAAUAAACACCAACAAAAAUUAUCUGAAGAAGAUAAAGAGCUUUCUGCAUGUAAUUGAGGAGACUGUGGCUGUUUUUGAUGAAACACGUAUUAGUCCGUUUCUUAAUUUGUUACUGGUAUGUGUUUCAUGUUUUUUGGAAAUCUGCACAUCAACUCUUGACAACGCGGAUAGUAGCCUGAUUGUUGUUAAUCACAGUGAUGCCGUCGACAGUAAAGCUAUGACACAAACAUCUAUAGAGAAGUCCAAGGAGUUGAGAUCUGCGUGCUUGAGGAUCAUUUCUUUUAUUCUUAAUAAGUAUGAAGGUCAUGAUUUUAGCUCCAGAUUCUGGGAUUCCUUUUUCAAGUCAGUGAAACCAUUAAUUGCUGGUUUCAAGCAGGAAGGCGCCAGUAGUGAGAAACCAAGCUCGUUAUUUUCUUGCUUUCUUGCAAUGAGCAGAAGUUACAAACUCGUACCAUUGCUGUUUAGAGAGAAGAAUCUUGUUCCAGAUAUAUUUGCUAUGUUAUCCAUUACAACAGCAUCCCAAGCUAUCGUUUGUUAUGUUCUUAAGUUCAUUGAGAACCUCUUGACUCUGGAUAAUGAACAGACCGAUGAGGAAAAACCUAUCAGGAAAUUACUGCUUCCUCACCUUGAUGUUCUUGUAUCCAGUUUGCAUUAUCUGUUUGUGAACGAUGGACCCAGAAAAAGGAAAUUCACCAAAUAUCCAGGAGAAAAUGAGCUGAAUGUUUUUAAGCUGUUAUCGAAGUACAUAGAUGAACCCUUAGCAGCAAAGAAGUAUGUUGAUGUUUUGCUUCCACUUUUAUCAAAGAAAUCUCAUACUUCUGAUAUAUGUAUGGGCACACUGCAGAUUAUUAGGCAUGUUGUCCGACCACUUGGGAAUGGAUGUGUCAAAAAUAUUCUCAAAUCAAUAUCUCCACUUCUUAUUUCUGGUGGUCCCGAUGUCCGGGGUUCUGUUUUCGAAGUUCUUGAUGCUCUUGCUGAAAAAGAUUCAACAUUACUUGCUUUGGCAAAACUUCUCCAUGAACUAAAUGCGACUUCAGCCUCAGAAAUGGGUGAACUUGAUUAUGAUACUAUAGUUGCUGCAUAUGAGAAGUUGAAUGUAGAUUUCUUCUACACUGCUGAAGAAGAGCAUGCAUUGAUGAUUUUGUCAAAUUCUGUAUGCGACAUGUCAUCUGAAGAUUUGAUUCUCAGACAGAGUGCAUUUAGAGUGUUGGCCUCUUUCAUCGUUUUUUCUGGUCAAACCCUUGAACUAGAAAUGAAACCUGACCAAAUUUGUUCUGGACCCUGGGUUGUGCACAUAAUAAACACCUUUCUCAUGAAGCACAUGGGACAUGCAAUGAACAAAGAAGGCUCAGUUAGAAAGGCAUGGAUUGAUCUACUACGUGAAAUGGUGUUGAAGCUUCACACAAUGACGGAAUUCAAAGCAUGUGUUGUUCUAUGCAGUGAAGAUCCAGAACAAGAUUUUUUUAACAAUGUUGUUCAUCUACAGAGGCAAAGAAGGGCUAGGGCUCUAUCUCGUUUCAGCAAUGCUGUCAAUUCUGGGAGUUUCUCAAAGGGUGUUGUGGACAGAGUUUUUGUACCUCUCAUUUUCAGUAUGUUAUUAGAUUUACAAAACAGCAAGGGGGAAAAUAUAAGAAGUGCUUGUAUAAAAGCUCUUGCAUCAUUAUCUAAGUGGUUGGACUGGAAAGCAUACUAUGGAUUACUUCUUAGAUGCUUUCGAGAGAUGACUCUAAAACAGGACAAACAAAAGGUUUUAAUGCGGCUUAUCUGUUCCAUUCUCGACCAAUUCCACUUUUCAGAAGCAAGUUCUCUUCAUGAAAUUGAAGGUUCUAUGGGACAUAUUCCAGAUGCUGACACCAGUAAUGAAGUAUCUACAAUGUCAGGCACCUAUACUAGAUGUGGUAACUGUUCUUCGGUUCAGAUUUGUCUUCAAAAAGAUGUGCUUCCUAGGGUACAAAAGUUCCUGGUGUCUGAUUCUGAAAAUGUCAAUGUAACAAUUAGUUUAGUUGCCCUCAAGGUCCUUAAGUUACUUCCAGGUGACAUCAUGGAACUGCAACUUCCAAGUAUCCUACAUCGUAUUUCUAACUUCCUCAAGAAUCGUCUGGAAAGUGUGCGCGAUGAAGCUAGAUCUGCCUUGGCAGCUUGCUUAAAAGAGCUGGGAUUGGAAUACCUGCAAUUUAUCAUUAAAGUCUUGAGGGGCACCUUGAAAAGAGGGUUCGAGUUGCAUGUUUUGGGAUACACGUUGAAUUUUAUAUUGACAAAAUUUCUACUAAAUCCUACUAGCCUUAACUUGGACUAUUGUUUGGAAGAUCUUCUUUAUGUUGUGGAGAAUGAUAUUCUUGGGGAUGUUUCAGAAGAAAAAGAAGUGGAGAAGAUUGCUUCAAAAAUGAAAGAGACUAGAAAGCAGAAGUCCUACGAGACCCUCAAGAUGAUUGCUCAGAACAUCACUUUCAAAGCCCAUGCCAUAAAGCUACUUUCACCUGUUACCAUACAUCUACAGAAGCAUUUGAGUCCAAAAGUGAAGCCAAAAUUGGAGAACAUGCUGAAACAUAUCGCUGCUGGUAUUCAAUGCAACCCAUCAGUGAAUCAGAAGGAACUCUUUGUGUUUGUAUAUGGUCUCAUAAAAGAUGGCCUAACUGAUGAACAUUUUGGUCGUGAAAGCCUACAAGAUAAAGAUGCAGCGAGGGAUGAAAACACUAAUUCAAAUAGAUUGGUCAAUGUUGACAGGCAAUAUUCUUAUUUGAUUACAGAAUUUGCUCUUGGGGUACUGCAGAACUACCUGAGAAACAUGAAAUUAGACAAAGGGGAUGAAAAGUUGUUAUCAAUGGUAGACCCUUUUGUAAGGCUCUUAGGGAAUUGUUUAAGUUCAAAAUAUGAAAAUAUCAUAUUUGCAUCACUAAAAUCUCUAUAUUCAAUAGUGAGGCUACCUUUGCCAUCCCUUGAAAAUGAGGCUGACCAUAUAAAGAAUUCAUUGUUGGAUAUUGCUCAAGGUUCAGUAAAUGGCAGCACUCCAUUGAUGGAAUCAUGCACUAAACUGCUAACACUGCUUUUGCGUAUGACCAAAAUGACCCUUUCUGAAGCUCAACUUCAAUCACUUGUUCAAUUCCCUGUUUUUGUUGAUCUCGAAAGAAAUCCUUCUUUUGUGGCCCUCUCGCUACUGAAAGCUAUAAUAAACCGAAAGUUGGUGGUUCCUGAAAUAUAUGAUGUUGUCAAGAGGGUUUCAGAAUUGAUGGUUACUAGUCAGGUUGAAUCAAUCCGCAGGAAGUGCAGUCAGAUUUUACUGCAGUUUUUACUUCGCUAUCAGAUUUCUAAGAAACGUUUUCAACAACAUCUUGAUCUUUUACUUGCAAAUCUGAGAUAUGAACAUUCAACUGGCAGGGAGGCUGUUCUUGAAAUGAUUCAUGUUAUCAUAAAGAAAUUCCCAACCAUAAUAGAUGAGCAAUCUCAGACUAUUUUCAUGCAUCUAGUAAUAUGCUUGGCUAAUGACCAAGAUAACAAAGUCAGAUCUAUGGCUGGUGCAGCUAUAAAGCGACUUGCAGGGCAUGUGAACUCUCAUUCACUUAAGUCUAUUCUUGAGUUUAGCUUUUCUUGGUAUCUGGGUGGGAAACAGCAUUUAUGGAGCUCUGCGGCACAGGUUUUGGGGUUACUGGUGGAAGUGAUGGGGAACAGCUUUCAGGAGCAUGUUGCUCAAGUUUUGCCUGUAAUUGGAAAUAUCUUGCAAUCUGCUGCUAAUGUUAUAAUAAAUAAACAGUUGUGCAUAUCUGAUGAAGCAAUUCCCCUCUGGAAAGAAGUAUAUUAUUCAUUGGUUUUGUUAGAGAAGAUUCUGCAUCAAUUUAUUUCGUUGUGCUUCUCAAAAGAGCUUGAGGAUACGUGGGAAACAAUCUGUGACUUCCUUCUAUAUCCGCACAUAUGGGUGCGCAACAUAUCGUGCCGCCUUAUAGCUUUGUACUUCGCCAGAGUGGCUGAGUGUUACAAAGAAACUGAAGUGCUUGAGUCGUUUUCCUUAAUGGGACCGAGUAGACUCUUCCACAUUGCCGUUUCUCUUAUAUCUCAACUGAAUGUGCAGCCAGUUGAUGAUGCUGCUGGGACCCUGAUUUCACAAAAUCUCAUAUUUGCCAUUUGUCAUUUACAUGGAUUACUAGUAGGCUCCAAACAUGAUGGUGGUGAUUCUGCCUUUGGACCUGAUGAACAAAGCCGCUUAGUAAAAGCCUUU